Molecule: messenger RNA, 876 nt
Organism: Heterobasidion irregulare TC 32-1
Lineage: Eukaryota; Fungi; Basidiomycota; Agaricomycetes; Russulales; Bondarzewiaceae
Exons: 1
Coding region: 1-876 (291 amino acids)
Source: RefSeq, a predicted model, not a curated record
AUGCCAGAUAUUGUGCUCCAGGGCACCAGGGCUUUCAUGAGCACCGAGAUUAUACAUUCUUCAAAUGUGCGUUACGAAGGUACCGAGGCGCUGAGGUCGCCGGGCCGGGUUGCCCACAGCGCCAUUCAUGAUCUCGAGUCUUUCUUCUGGGUCCUUCUUUAUCUCUGCCUCACGCGUGAUGGUCCUGGCGGAGGACGUCGAAUUGAGCUUUCCAUCAAUGAACCUUUGACCGAAGAGACCAAGCCGAUAUAUGCCGCUGUUUACUGUCUAUUCGACUCCAAGGACGAUCACACUCUAUGGAACAACAAACGGCUGCUCUUCGAUAACCCUGACGACCUCGACGAAAUCAUCCUCAAGUGCAUACACCCGUACUUUGAUUCUUUGAAGCCUCUUCUCUCCAGAUGGUGGAAGAUCCUUCGCUUUGGAUACAUCACCUACAACGACUAUGUGGCAGGAGGCCUACAUGACCACAUUAUCACACUCCUCCAGGACGAACUCGGGAAGAUACAGUCAAAGUCUAACUUGCAUUCAAAUCUGGAUGCUGACGAGGUUGCGCACAUGGAGGACAAGACAGAUAAGGAGAUUCAGCGAAGGAAGGACGACUUCGAAUUCAUUCAACUCCGGGUUCGCCAACUUGACGAGAGCUUAAAAAGACGAUCGCCACAUGCGGGGCAGCAGAGACUGCCCACGACUCCGCCAAAGGAUAGCCGACAGGGCUCGGACCAAGCACCAGUCUGGGAUUCGACGUCUCCGAAGGGGAGGUCGCAAUAUUCGAUGUACACCAGUACUGAUCCCGGCUCUCCACCCACUCCUCCGCCUCAGUUGAAGAAGGCGCGAAUGGGCAACACUGGCGCUCCAUUGUCAGGACGUCAUUAA